AUCAAACAAUAUGAAAAACGGCAUACUACCUCUCUUGCUUUUAGCUUCUUUAAAGGUUUCAUGGGCCACGCAAUAUUCCCAGCUGAUAGAUGCUUUUAGUAGGGUGCAAAAUCCCUGCGAUGAUAUACGCAAUGGUCAGUUUAUUUGUCAGGAUUGUGGUACAUUAGCUUUUUGUUUGCAACAAGAUGGUGAAUGGACAACACUGACAGUAACCGAGUGCCAAACUGAACAUAAUUUGUAUUGUGACGAGGAGGCUCGCGGUUGCAUUUUCAAACAUAAGUGCAAGGAGCCCAAUAGAGGUCCUAAAUUUGAAUGUCAAAAUGGUGGCAUCUUUCCCGAUCCCUAUGAUUGUAAAUAUUAUCAUGUGUGCGAUAAUAGUAAUGAAGGUGAACGUUUUAUAUGUCCCAGUGGUACAGCCUAUUCACCGGCCAGUAAAACUUGCUCUCUGACCCCAGAAACCGACAUCUGUUUGAAACCCCAAUAUGAGUGUAAUGAACUGGGACAAAUGGGUGCUUGGCCAACAGAUCCCAGCAUUUAUUAUGUUUGUCAUUCUACGAAUGUGGACGAAAAUGUAGUACGUUAUCCGGCGUUGUAUCGUUGUCGGAGCGGUUAUGUUUUCGUUAACACCAAAUGUAUUCCCUAUACAUCGUCGACUGAAGCACCACCAACUGCACCAACUACUGUACCAGAAAUUAUGACAUGUAUACGUGGAAGUGGUAUUAUUCCUAAUCCCUAUGAUUGUUAUUCGUAUUUUGUUUGUGUUAAUGGUCUAUUGGUUUCCACCACCUGUCCAACGGGCACUCAUUAUAACGAUGACUCAAAGAGUUGUAUUUUUGGAAAAUGUAAUAUCUAUUCAUACGAAACGUUUACUCGUAAAUCACGCUUUUAUUUGUAAUUCGAAUCGAAUUACAUGUUUCGCGAAUUAUUAUCUACUAUCUAUAUCCAAAUUAUUGUAUUAACCAUAUUAACCAUGUGUAUUAACCAACCAUAUUAUACCGCAAU
Lucilia sericata (common green bottle fly) is the source of this 1002-nucleotide messenger RNA. Its product is annotated as peritrophin-48-like. The transcript is spliced from 2 exons. NCBI's taxonomy places the organism in Eukaryota, Metazoa, Arthropoda, Insecta, Diptera, Calliphoridae. Bases 11 to 895 code for a protein of 294 amino acids. Gene Ontology annotation, cellular component: extracellular region. The record is from RefSeq and is a predicted model, not a curated record. Gene Ontology annotation, molecular function: chitin binding.